AUGGCCAGCGGCUCUGAUCCCCCGAAACAGUACGGAAUAACCAAGCCCUUGUCGUUGCUCGGGCCGGUGGAGGCCGACCUCCAGAGGACGGCGGAACUAGAGAAGUUUUUGGUCGAGACGGGUCUCUAUGAGAGCCCUGACGAAUCUGCUAGGCGGGAGGAGGUGCUGGGGAAACUUGACCAGAUUGUAAAAGACUGGGUGAAGCAAUUGACUAGUCAGAGAGGAUAUACUGAUCAAAUGGUUGAAGAGGCAAAUGCUGUACUCUUCACCUUUGGCUCAUACCGUCUUGGGGUUCAUGGACCUGGAGCUGAUAUUGAUACACUCUGUGUUGGACCUUCAUAUGUGAACCGUGAGGAAGAUUUUUUUAUUGUACUGCAUGGGAUAUUAGCACAAACAGAGGAUGUGACCGAGCUGCAGCCUGUACCUGAUGCACAUGUCCCUGUUAUGAAAUUUAAGUUCCAUGGAAUAUCUAUUGACCUUCUUUAUGCCAGUGUCUCCCUCUUAGUAGUACCAGCUGACUUGGAUAUCUCUCAAGGAUCAGUCCUUUAUGACGUCGAUGAAGCUACUGUCCGUAGUCUUAAUGGGUGCAGAGUAGCGGAUCAAAUCAUUAGACUUGUUCCAAAUAUUGAGAAUUUUCGCACGACAUUAAGAUGUUUGAAGUACUGGGCAAAAAGAAGAGGUGUUUACUCUAAUGUUACUGGUUUUCUUGGUGGUGUCAACUGGGCUUUACUGGUUGCACGUGUCUGCCAGCUCUAUCCCAAUGCUGUGCCAAGUAUGCUGGUCUCACGGUUUUUUAGAGUUUUUACACAAUGGCAGUGGCCAAAUCCGGUUAUGCUUUGUUCCAUAGAAGAGGAUGAAGUUGGUUUCCCCGUUUGGGAUCCACGCAAAAAUCCUCGAGAUAGAUGCCAUCAUAUGCCCAUUAUAACCCCUGCAUACCCGUGCAUGAACUCGAGCUAUAAUGUUUCCACAAGCACGCUGAGGGUUAUGAUGGAACAAUUCCAGUUUGGUAAUAAAAUUUGCCAGGAAAUUGAAAUGAAUAAGGCCAGCUGGUCUGCUCUGUUUGAGCCUUUUCAAUUUUUCGAAGCAUACAAGAAUUAUCUACAGGUUGACAUCAUCGCCGAGGAUGAUGAAGACCUUAGACUUUGGAAAGGAUGGGUUGAAUCUCGAUUGCGGCAACUAACUUUGAAGAUUGAACGUGAUACAUAUGGAAUGCUACAGUGUCAUCCGUACCCACAUGAGUAUGCAGACCCUUCUAGGCAGUGUGCUCAUUGUGCUUUCUUCAUGGGAUUAUCAAGGAAAGAAGGUGUGAAAAUACAGGAAGGACAACAGUUCGAUAUUCGUGGAACGGUGGAUGAGUUUAGGCAUGACAUCAAUUUGUAUAAGUUCUGGAAGCCCGGGAUGGAGUUAGCUGUUUCUCAUGUUCGGAGGAAGCAGAUCCCAGCUUAUGUGUUUCCAGAGGGUUAUAAAAGACCUCGCCCUUCAAGACAUGUGAACCAUCAGUCUGAUAAAAAUGACACUGAAGAUGGCACAGCAACCAGGUCCCCGGACAGUCAGCUGAAGAGAAAGCUUGAUUCUGUUGGAACUGAUGAUAUUGAACCCAGCAGGUCUGCUAAGAGGUCAUCGGUCAGCCCAGUUCAUCCGAAAAAUUCACCUCAAUCUGGGAACACUGGCGAUGAGACUAGAUGUAACAACCAAAUAAAAAGGGCUCCUAGUGAUGCAAGUGGUGGUAGUCCGGCUUCACCUCAGGCAUCAGAGAGAAGCCCAGAUACCAUUGUGUCUGCCCCUAGGUGUACGACAAUAGGAGCAGUGUGUUCUGGUGAUGCAGUUAGUAAACAUGUUCCUCUUGUUGAGAACUGCACCACUCCAACUGUAGCAGUGUGCACAACUUUGAAGCGCGUAGCUGAGAAAGUUGUAUCAGAGCUAGUUGGAAGUGAAAGGUUGGGGAGCAACAACAGUGCUGAAUUGGUGGAGAGUAUGGAAAAGGAUGUCCUUGCUGAAAAUGUUCGUUUUGGCGGGAAUGGAGUUACUCAAGGUGGCCUUCCCGAAGAGUUAGAGGUGAUGCUUCUGGUGCACACUGCUCCAGUUUUUGUGCUGUCUAACAUGAUCUGA
Miscanthus lutarioriparius is the source of this 2109-nucleotide messenger RNA. The record is from the annotation of a GenBank genome assembly. NCBI's taxonomy places the organism in Eukaryota, Viridiplantae, Streptophyta, Magnoliopsida, Poales, Poaceae.